AUGGACAGGGGUAACCCUAUUCAAGUUGAGAAGGAUAGAAUCAGUGAACUUCCGGUAGAUAUGCUCGACAACAUUAUGGGAUUCUUGCCUAUUGCGGAAGCAGCUAGAAUUGCUGUUUUGUCUCGCAUUUGGAGAGAUACUUGGUUCAAUCUUACACGCCUCAACUUUGAUUGUCACUUCUUUGAUUACAUGAUUAAAAAAUAUUCCAAUGAUUGUGCAACGGCAAGUUUCCAUAUAAUCUACAAAGUUCUUUUGCAGAACAAUGGAUCAAUCCUCAAAUUUGUCGUUUGUUUACCGGCUCAUCAUAGCUUACGGUAUUCAAGUACUAUUAGGUCACGGUUGUUUGACUUUGAACAGUGGAUGCUUCGUGUCAUGGGAAAGGGUGUUGAAGAAAUCCACCUUAGGUUUAACCCAAAUCUUUAUGAUUUUAGACUACCAAAUUGCAUAUUUUCUUGUCGAACACUCAAAAGUUUGUAUCUCUAUGGAGUCUCGUUUAAACCAAUACAUGCCCAUUCCAUACUACCAAAUGUCACUUCACUGUGUUGUGAACGAGUCAACUUUUGUGAUCUUAUACCUCAUGUUGCUAAUGUUCCCAUGCUGGAGAAUUUAUCAUUCAUCCAAUGUAAAUCGUUUUCUGAAUUCAAUAUUACUGCUCCAAAACUUCGUUAUUUAACAAUCAAAAGACAGGAUACCUGGUCUUUGAUGCUUCCAAAUACCUUAGACAUCAGAUCUAUUUGUACUCUCGAUAUCGAUUGUGUUUCAAUUAAGGGAUUUGUUGAAGUUUAUAAUAUGAGAGAAGAGUCAACUGCACUAAAAGUGGAAUGCCUGAAGUUAUCUGAAUCAAGUGCUCCGGCGCGAGGUGGUACGAUCGACUGGUUGACAAGGCGAUGGGCGGAUAUCGCUCUUGAGGAGGAGGGCGAGGUUUUUGCGCCGGCCGGGGAUGAUGACGCCUGA
This is a messenger RNA of Ipomoea nil (Japanese morning glory), 954 nucleotides long. Its product is annotated as F-box/LRR-repeat protein At3g26922-like. The record is from RefSeq and is a predicted model, not a curated record. The transcript is spliced from 3 exons. Gene Ontology annotation, molecular function: protein binding. Lineage: Eukaryota; Viridiplantae; Streptophyta; Magnoliopsida; Solanales; Convolvulaceae. The coding region runs from base 1 to 954 and encodes 317 amino acids.